This is a messenger RNA of Paramecium octaurelia, 530 nucleotides long. Lineage: Eukaryota; Ciliophora; Oligohymenophorea; Peniculida; Parameciidae. The record is from the annotation of a GenBank genome assembly.
AUGAAGGCUGAUUUGAAGGAAUAAUCUUUGAAAAUAUUAAAAUUAAAAAUACUUCUCUGUUAGGAGCUUAUUUAGCGAGAUGUGAUUUAAGUGGAUCUGAAUUUGACAAUGUCACUGUUAGGGGAAUGAAUAUGAACAAAACCAUAUUAUUUAAUUGCAACUGGAGAAAUUUAGGUAUAAAAGAGGGAAUAAAUUUAAAUGGUCAUAGUAAAUAGGUCAUUUCACUUUGCUUUCCUGCAGAUUGUAAGUUAUUAGCUUCUAGCAGUGGUGAUAAUUGGAUUCGUUUGUGGGAUAUUAGAAAUAGGAAAAAUAAAUUAUGUUUUCAUAGGCACGGAGUAGUAAAAUCAGUAUUUUAACCUCUUGUAGUAGCUAAUAUGGUUAUAUAUGGAAUCUUAAAAUAGGGAAACAAAUUUCAAAAUUAAUUAGUCAUAAUGAUAAUGUUGAUGUUAAUACAGUUUGUUUUUCUCCUCAUGGUACUACCUUUGCAACUGGUAGUAAAGAUAAGACUAGCCGUUUAUGGGAUGCUAUGA